AACAGAUGCCUAAACCACAGUGUUGGAGAGGAGAGAAAAAGUAGCCGUCUAAGCAUGUUUACUUUCAGCGGCAAGGAAGUUGUAACUUGUCCCUAAGUGGUGACUCACUGGUUGGGACUAUAAAAGUAAAGGUAACUGCUCUCUAAACCAUCAGGGCUUCAGACUUCACAGAUCCAACAUGAUGCAAUCAAGACUUUCGGCUCUCUUCUUUUUCCUGUUGGGUUUGUCAUUGUGCCUGACAAUCCCUAUUCCCCUUGAAGACAGCCAUGAAUUCACAGAGAAAGAUCUUCAGUUUGCAGAGCGCUAUCUCAGGACUCACUAUGAUCUCCGUCCAAAUCCUGCUGGCAUAAUGAGGAAGAGUGUCAACACAGUGGCAUCGAAACUUCGAGAAAUGCAAGCUUUUUUUGGCUUGGAGGUGACAGGCAAAUUAGAUGAAGAAACAUAUGAGCUGAUGCAGAAACCAAGAUGUGGUGUCCCAGAUGUGGGGGAAUAUAACUUUUUCCCUAGAAAACUCAAAUGGUCAAAAACUAAUUUGACAUACAGAAUUGUGAAUUACACUUCAGAUCUGAGACGUGCUGAAGUAGACAGAGCUUUCAAGAAAGCAUUCAAAGUUUGGUCUGAUGUGACACCGCUUAACUUCACCAGAAUACGAAGUGGCAUAGCUGAUAUCAUGAUCUCCUUUGGCACUAAAGAACAUGGUGACUUUUACCCCUUUGAUGGACCCUCUGGAUUACUGGCUCAUGCUUUCCCCCCUGGUCCAGACUAUGGAGGAGAUGCCCAUUUUGAUGAUGAUGAAGCUUGGUCAGACGAUUCUAGAGGGUACAACUUGUUUCUUGUUGCUGCCCAUGAAUUUGGUCAUUCUCUGGGACUUGAACACUCUAGAGACCCUGGAGCUCUGAUGUUUCCAAUUUACACAUACACUGGAAAAUCUGGUUUUGUGCUUCCUGAUGAUGAUGUGCAAGGGAUCCAAGAGCUCUAUGGUGCUGGAGACAAAGAUCCCAACCCAAAACAUCCCAAAACACCAGAGAAAUGUGAUGCAGAUUUAUCACUUGAUGCAAUAACAGGACUUCGUGGAGAAAUGCUGGUCUUCAAGGACAGGUUUUUCUGGAGAUUGCACCCACAGAUGGUUGAGGCAGAACUGGUGUUAAUUAAGUCCUUUUGGCCAGAGCUUCCAAAUAAAAUAGAUGCAGCUUAUGAAAACCCUAUCAAAGAUCUUGUGUUCAUGUUUAAAGGAAAGAAAGUCUGGGCUUUAAAUGGCUAUGACAUAGUUGAAGAUUUUCCUAAAAAGAUAUAUGAAAUGGGGUUCCCGAAAGAAAUGAAAAGAAUAGAUGCAGCUGUUCAUAUUAAAGACACUGGCAAGACUCUCUUUUUUACUGGAAAUAAGUACUGGAGUUAUGAUGAAGAGGCGGAGGUUAUGGACGCAGGCUACCCCAGGCUGAUAGAGGAAGAAUUCGCAGGAAUUGGUGACAGAGUGGAUGCAGUCUAUCAAAGAAAUGGUUAUCUCUACUUCUUCAAUGGACCACUGCAGUUUGAAUACAGCAUCUGGAGCAAAAGAAUUGUCCGUGUCCUGCAUACUAACUCCAUAUUUUGGUGCUAAUUACAGUUAAGUGCCAUGUCAUAGGCUGCAGAGCAGCUUGUGGUGCAUGGAAAUAAUAAUAUGGGCAUAUAGAUUUAUUAAAUGACAGCAAGGUUCUGUGAACAAGCACUGGCUACCUACCACCAAAUGUAUACUGUAUAUAUGGAACUACAUAGCUGUAUGUCAGUCUGGGACUGAAUUAAAUUAAUAGGAACAAAGAAAAAAAGUUAUUAGCAUUUCAAGGGGCAUUACACCAUUAAAAGUUGGUCUAGUAUUAUGGUGAGAUGCUGGGUACACCCUGCACAAUCAUGAGCACUAUUAAUUCCCAGUAAUCUGAGCAUGCCUAGCAUCUUUCAAGGAUCUCCUGACCUGUGGCAAGAAAUAGACCUUAUAAACACAGGAGUGUUAUAUUUUUUAACUAAUCCUUCAGGUCUUUGUGAAAUUCCUGCAAACAUACUGGGAAUUCAGAUGUGCAAUGAAUGAGUCAGGAUUGCAUGGUGCCUCCCUGAGCAGGAUAACACCCGGCUGCAACACUCAAGUCAGAGAAUUAAAAGGUGUUUGAAUGUAUACCCAGUUGAAUGGAUACAUCUCUGUGGAAACAGAUGCCCCUGUUCACAUUUGGAAUGAGCAGAAGGUAUAGAAGCAGUGAGGUAUAACUCCAAAUCAGACAGAAAAGCAAGAAAAGGGAGGAUUGUUCCCUGCAGAAAUCAUCAGCCUCUGUGACGCUGGGGAAUCCAGAAAGAAGUAGCAACAGCAAGAGAAUAGCACAGGCUGAAACCCUGCAUGGAGUUACAUCUGGUAACACAGCCCAUGUUAUAGGCUGGUGCAAAGUAGUUCAAGUAACAUUUAUAGAGGAUAUGCCUAGCUGUGCCAGCAGAGAACUUGAACAUCAAAAUAAAAAUAUUCAAAAGAAUACAUUUUUUCAUGUUGAUGACUCUUUUACUAUCUUUAACAAUUGUUUCAGUACAAUGUAGGUUUUUGGUGGGUGUUUUUCUUUUUGUUGUUUGUUGUUUGUUGUUUUUUUGUUUUGUUUUAUUUUAAUUAAUGCAAAUGUCAUGGGACUGUGUUUAUUUCUCAGAUGAAAAAAAAUUAAAUAAACUGGAGGAAUAAAAUGA
Columba livia (rock pigeon) is the source of this 2691-nucleotide messenger RNA. RefSeq names its product collagenase 3. Lineage: Eukaryota; Metazoa; Chordata; Aves; Columbiformes; Columbidae. The transcript has 10 exons. Gene Ontology annotation, molecular function: metalloendopeptidase activity; zinc ion binding. Bases 179 to 1597 code for a protein of 472 amino acids. Gene Ontology annotation, cellular component: extracellular matrix. The record is from RefSeq and is a predicted model, not a curated record. Gene Ontology annotation, biological process: extracellular matrix organization; collagen catabolic process; proteolysis.